AUGGAACCAGAGGUUAGGAAAAGGCCGAUUCAGAUUGUGGUGGAGGAUGGUGAACCAGCCGCGGUUAUCGUGGGGAUGCAGGAGUAUGUGGAGAUGCUGGAGCGGCUUGAGGACCUGGACGACCUCGAAAUGCUGAAUGAGAUGCGUAGCAAGCCGCUGGAGUUCAGGUCGCUGGAGGAGUUCAAGGAAUUAGAUGCUGAUGCCGCGCCAUCCUUCGCAUCGCGUUGGCGCGGCAAGUUCAAAGCGGCAGAGCGCGACGAUGCGCGUUACGACGCUCUGGCAAAGAAGUAUCUGACAUGA
Molecule: messenger RNA, 300 nt
Organism: Geodia barretti
Lineage: Eukaryota; Metazoa; Porifera; Demospongiae; Tetractinellida; Geodiidae
Source: the annotation of a GenBank genome assembly